Molecule: messenger RNA, 1178 nt
Organism: Folsomia candida
Lineage: Eukaryota; Metazoa; Arthropoda; Collembola; Entomobryomorpha; Isotomidae
Product: E3 ubiquitin-protein ligase SINAT3
Exons: 6
Coding region: 120-959 (279 amino acids)
Biological process (GO): proteasome-mediated ubiquitin-dependent protein catabolic process; multicellular organism development
Cellular component (GO): cytoplasm
Molecular function (GO): ubiquitin protein ligase activity; ubiquitin conjugating enzyme binding
Source: RefSeq, a predicted model, not a curated record
GAACGAGCAAAUACAAAUUUUGCAGCUGUUGUGCUUGCUUGCUUUUACUAUUUUCACAGAAUUUACAAUUUUUAUCCCUUCAUAAUUGAUAAUACUCUACAAAUUCGAAUUUCACGGAAAUGGCAAUGGCACUACCACCCGUUCGCGGAAAUAUGGGGGACCUCCCGGACCUCGUCUACUGCAACAACUGUCUGGACCCUUCCCCCCUCCACCGUUGUUCGAAUGGUCACUACAUUUGCGACAUCUGCAUCAAGAAGGUCAAGCAGUGUUACGUUUGUGACGUGGAUUUGCCAGGAUCCAACUUUACGAAGAACGGACUUGCCCGACCGCUCUCGUUGAAAUAUGCGUGUCCACACAAGAAAGCCGGCUGUGUUGAAAUAAUUUCCGCUACAGAUUUGGAAAUACACAUUAAAAGUUGUUACCAUCGGAACAUUAUUUGCAACUCGACGGACAAUUUACCUUGCCGCAAUUCAAGAGUGGCCAUGUCGGAUUACGCAAAGCAUUUAAAUCAACGCCACAAAUACUACUUGCGAUCAUCAACGCGACGUUGCCUGUCAAUUUUGGAAGAUGGCAAGUUAUUAGCUGAGGGCUCCUGGCCGGUAGAAAUCUUGGAGGAGGAUGAGGAAAUAUUUGUGCUGCAUAAUGAAAUUCGUGGCGAUGAUACAGUCUACUUUUGGAUGACGGUGUUGGGCAGCAUGGAAGUCGCGGCGAAGUACAUGUUCGAAUUGAAAUUGAUCAAAAAGAUGGACGACGGGAAGGACAAGAUCGAGUUCUGGAAGAUGCCGGUCGUGGCGUUCCACUCUCAGUCCGUGAGUAGGAGAGGGUUUUCAUGUUAUGUGGUCAUCCCGCCGUCAAUCUUGCUGAAAUUUUGCACCCCGUUGGAACCAGUGGAAAAAUUCAAGUUUUGCUUUGAUGUGUCAUUUCGAAUUUGUAACCAAUUUGUUCCGUGGCAUGUCUAGUGUUGUCUAGAAAAUUUUGGAAGACGGAUAUGUAUUAAUUAGGUUUCAAAAGUGAAAAAUGAUUAUGUAAAGUCUGUGAUGCUGAAAUACGCUUUUGUUGUAACCAUUUCGAGUGUACCGCAUGUGCAUUUCAUUUUAGCUAAAGUUUGUGUACUUUUACUCUUUACAAAUACUUGAUUUAAUUUUAUGGACGUCGAAAUAAACUGCUUUCUCAAAUUA